Messenger RNA from Doryrhamphus excisus (bluestripe pipefish), 1925 nucleotides. NCBI's taxonomy places the organism in Eukaryota, Metazoa, Chordata, Actinopteri, Syngnathiformes, Syngnathidae. The record is from RefSeq and is a predicted model, not a curated record.
CGGUGCUGCGUGUGUACUCUCUGUCCUUAAAGCGGCUGGUCCUGCGGGGCGCAGCCAGUGGAUGAUCCUCGCUGACGUGGAGCGACGCCAUCCUGCCGCCCCGUCACUGUGACGACGAGCUCGACGUGAAAGUAAGUUCGAGGUGAGCCAUGAUGGACGACUCGUCCCUGCUGGACGACAGCGUGAACGACUCAUUCUCAGACCAGGAAGAGGAGGAGGAUGAGGAGGAGAACCAGGAUGGAGCAUCACCUUCCCAAGUUUCUCCCAGCAGGAGGACUCAGACCUCAGUCAUCCAGUCACCACAAGCUCCAACCGCUGAGGUGACGUCUGGUCACAAGUCAGUAGGGGACACUCACAAGAGACGGGAGCUCCUCUCCAGACGUCCAUCUUAUCGGAAAAUCCUCAAAGAGCUCUCAUCGGAUUCUACCGCCGUUGCCAAAAUUGACGAGGAGCAGGCGGAGGAGGAGGCGGCGGUAGCAAGCGUGGAUUCUUCCUCCACGCCGACCAUCUACCAGACCAGCUCAGGACAAUACAUUGCCAUCGCUCAGCAUGGAACCAUUCAGCUGAGUGGCCCCGGAGCCGAGGCCCUUCAGGGGGCCCAAUCGCUGACCCCGCAGCCUGGGGCUGCCAUCCUGCAGUGUGCCGCCUCACCAGGCGACGCCCCCCAGCAGUUCUUCAUCCAGGGAGGACAGAUGCUCAUUCAAGCCGCCACAGGAGACAUCCCCGCCUACCAGCUCCGCUCACCCAACACAGGCUUGGGCCACAGCAUCGUGAUGGCACCGUCGCCGAGCGCCACGCAGAGCCCGUCAUCCCAUCACGCCGAGGAGAUCACACGCAAGAGGGAAGUGCGGCUCAUGAAAAACAGGGAGGCAGCUCGGGAGUGCCGCAGGAAAAAGAAAGAGUACGUGAAAUGUCUGGAAAACCGAGUGGCCGUGCUGGAGAACCAAAACAAGACGCUGAUCGAGGAGCUCAAGGCUCUGAAGGACAUUUACUGCCACAAGGCGGAGUAAGCAUGCGGGCGCUCCCGCCCGCCUGCCCGCCCGCCGUCUGCUGCCCAUCAAAACCGCAGUGAUUGCGUCUGCUCGCUCAGGCCUUCCUCAUGCUGCAUCCCGUCCCCAUCCCGUGUGUCCCGGGAACGCCAAGAACGAUCCACAGCUCAACAAUUCUCUUCAUUGUCUCACGUGGCUUUUUUUCACACAGAGGAACUGAAAAAGCGUCACACACGCUACUGUCGCACGGUGUGAGUCAACACAGGAGACGCUCAGGAACGUCACAUGGCACCCAAACGCACCUUUUCUGUCAUUUCCACUUUUUUGGCAAUUUUGUGUGUCACACCACUGAUGUGAUGCCAAGAGACAAGAAGGAGCGAGAGUUCAUUUUUAAAGCAGCAGUAAGGAAUAAUUGGCAUUUAUUUAUGUUGGCCCCUACAGGUUUAAGCUGUGAUUGAAUUGAAAAGCCAUUGUCGUUCAUGCUACAGGAAGGUGCUGAACAUGCAUUUGUUAUGCGACACCAUCAGAAACUAAGCUAAGCUAUUAGCUGUAUGUGCUAAAUGCUAACAGUAUUAAUGUGUGUUAAAAAUAACAUUGACCAGCUCUUAACAAAACACCACAUGUCCAGGCUGGCCCACCAAUAUUGCCAAGCAUUACCAAGCAGGUGAUGUGGGGGUUGCCACGGUGACCAGAGGGCUGCCAUUCGACCGGCGUAGCAUUCUAUCAUGUUUGAAGCUGGUAACUUGAGCUUAUUACGUAUUGUCGCUUUAGUUAAUAAAGUCCACUUGGCAGGUUGCAGUUGCUCAAACAUUGCACAAUCAUCAUCAUCAUCGAGGAAGUUUUAUACUUUUUAAACAAUACCACAGCCCCAAUUCUCCUUUUGUACAUUUAUUGUGUUCCCUUGUGGUGUAAAUAAAGUUGAUUUUGUGGCCAGAG